This is a messenger RNA of Paramecium tetraurelia, 2004 nucleotides long. RefSeq lists its product as uncharacterized. The transcript has 3 exons. NCBI's taxonomy places the organism in Eukaryota, Ciliophora, Oligohymenophorea, Peniculida, Parameciidae. Gene Ontology annotation, molecular function: oxygen binding; heme binding. The record is from RefSeq and is a predicted model, not a curated record.
AUGCAUAAUCUUACAACAUCUCCUAGAUGUCCUUUUAAAUUUCCCACUGAACAUAUGAAAUAGGAUAGUAAAAGCAUGACAUUUAGAGACUUUAUUCAAAUGUAGCAAACCAAGGAGGAGUUGAAAUCAUCAUUUCAAGGUCGAUAGUUUCAAUAGUAAGGCUCUCCGAUUAAUUCGAAAAAGCAAAGAUGGGAAAAAUAGUUAAGCACACUCUUACGAUAAGACCCAUAGAAUGAAUUAUCAAUAAAGCAUACAUCUUAAUGUCAAAUAGCAAUGAAAGAUUUCAUAAAUAAAACAAAGAAUUUCCGAAGUCAUGAGUAAUCUCCUACAAAAACUGCAUAUCAUUUACCAAUGAUAAGCGAUUCCCAAGUCAUCGUGCUUCCAAAUACCCCUGUCCAUUUUAAGUUUAUUCCCAUACAACCAAAAACAAAGGCAUCCAAUUAUAUUGGGUUAAGAAAUGUACAAGAUUAAUUAGAGCAGUUAAAAAGGCCAAGAAUACAUCCAACCCAUAGAGACUUAAAACAGUAACCAAUGACUUAGACUGAAAUUAUCAGCAAAUUCUUUGAAACCAAAUUUCGGAAGAUAAUAAAAACUCAGAUAAAGUAAUAUGGGAGUAACGAAUUGCUUGAUUAACAUUCAGAAACACUUUAUUCACGCAUUAUGCUAGAUAGAUAAUUAAAAAUGAAAUUCUAGGGAAAAUCACUAAAAUACUUGAAGGAUAUUUACAAGAGCAUUUUAGGAAUUGGAUACACUUAAGAGAUCUUGCUCGACCCAUUUAGAAUGAGAAGCAUCCACGCACCAUUGUUUAUAAGGAAGGAAUAAUUUAUUAGAUUUAAAUAUCUGUUUAUAAAUCAAUUUAUGGACAUGGAGACUCCAGUUGAAUUGUUAUUUAAAGGAUGUUAUAAAUUAGAAAAUUUUAAACCAUUAAUAUUAAAUUAAAAAAGUGAUUUUGAGAUAUUUGGGGGAGAGUUUGGAAUUAACGAAAUUGCUAAAAAUAUGUAUGAGAAGAUUUUUAAAGAUUAUACCCUAAGUCCUUAUUUCAAGGCUAUAGAGCUAGAAGAAUAGGCAAUUAAAUUUGCGAAACUAUUUGCUUAAUUAAUAGAUCAUACUGAAUCACCAAAUUAUACACUAGAAGUGUUGAGAGAAAGACAUGUUAAAUACAAGCUUACACAUGUGUAAUUGGCAAAUUUUAAGUUUUAUCUAUCUACUACACUACAAAAAUUAGGAAUCAGAUACAAACAUAUCCGAAUGUUACUGAGGAAAAUGGACACCUACAAGUUUGCGAUAUUAAAUAAAUCAUCAUUAUAAGAAUGCAUUAACAAUUCUCCAGGAGGGUACAGAGAAUUCAUUGAAGGCUUUGUUCGCCUGUGCUCAAGUGAACCAAUACUUUUUGAUUUAGUUUAAAAAAGGGGCAAAUAGAGAUUUACUGCCCAUUGUGAAAAUGUUUUCCAUUAUUUCUUUAGAGAUAACGUCAAGUCAAUUACUGAUAGUGAUAUUGAGAGUAUUCAUAAGAAUAAAACUAUUAUUUCAGAGAAAGUCUUCAAAAAAUUCAAAGAGAAGGCCUUGCAAGCGGUAAGCAAAAUUACUAACGAUCCGAUUUUAUUAAGCGAUUUUGAAGAAGAUUGGGAAGAAAUCACCCCUAUUCUUUUGAAUAAACCUAGAAAAACUGCUAUUAAAUAACUUGGUGGAUAGUUUGUUGUCAAUAGAAUUGCAUCUAAACUUGAAAAUGAGAUUAUGUAAAGACCUUUAUUAUACAAAGUUUUUGAAGAUAAUGAAUCACCUAUUGGGUAAAAUCUAAGAUGUAAACUCAACUUAAUUCUCUAUGGACUUCACUUUUAUAAAAGAACUGAUAUUGAGGUACUACAUAAAAGAUUAAGAAUAAGAGAAUAACCUUACUUCGAAUUUUAAUAAGCAAUGAAAAUAGUGAUGCAAGAUGAACCUUAAAAGUUAUAGUUUGUACUUGAUGUAAUAGAUGAUUACAAAAAACAUAUAGUUUUUGAUUGA